Molecule: messenger RNA, 1938 nt
Organism: Cydia amplana
Lineage: Eukaryota; Metazoa; Arthropoda; Insecta; Lepidoptera; Tortricidae
Gene: Gad1
Product: glutamate decarboxylase
Exons: 14
Coding region: 309-1931 (540 amino acids)
Biological process (GO): GABA biosynthetic process
Cellular component (GO): cytoplasm
Molecular function (GO): glutamate decarboxylase activity; pyridoxal phosphate binding
Source: RefSeq, a predicted model, not a curated record
CCAGUCUCGCUCCAGUCGUCCCCAAGUCUGGGAACCUCACCAGCUUCCAAAAAAGCUGAGUUUCUAAAAGCUAAUUUAAAAAAUUAAACAUAUAUGAAAAACAUAUAUAAAAAGUCGAAAUUGCGCGAAAAUACGUUGUAUAUUUACAAUUAUAUGAACGAUCCCAUCUGCCAUAUAGUCAUUUGUUUCUCCACUAAAAAUAUCUCGUACAAAUAGUGCUCGGCUUAAACUCGUAAAUUAGAUUUAAAUUAAACUAGAUUAAAUUUAAAGUAAAUAGAUUUUCGACACUUCGAGUAAGAAUAGAUAAAAUGUCAAAAAUCUCUCUGGACGGCUUUUUUUCCUACUGCAAGUCAAUAGCUGAGCAUAUGCAACUGGGCGAGAGAAUGGCGGCACUUUCCGGACAAGGGACCCCUAGGCUGACCUCCUCCGUAGGCAACCUCUACUAUGACUCCAUCCUGCCGUACCGCGAGGACUCCGGGCCCCAGACACGGGAGUUCCUGGCGCGCGUCGUGGACGUGCUGCUCGACUUCGUGCAACAGGUCAACGACCGCAACGAGAAGAUCUUGGAGUUCAAGAUGCCUGAAGAGAUGCAGAAGUUGCUAGACCUGGAGCUCAGGGACGAGCCGCUGCCGCUCAAGCAGCUGCUAGAAGAUUGCAAGAUCACCCUCAAGCAUCAGGUCAAGACUGGCCACCCCCACUUCUUCAACCAGCUGUCCUGCGGGCUGGACAUCAUCUCCCUGGCCGGCGAGUGGCUGACGGCCGCCGCCAACACCAACAUGUUCACCUACGAGAUCGCCCCCGUCUUCAUUCUGAUGGAGAACGUGGUGCUCGACAAGAUGAGGACCAUGAUCGGGUGGAGCGAUGGCGAUUCUAUCCUGGCUCCUGGUGGUUCCGUGUCCAACCUGUACGCGUUCCUGGCAGCGAGGCACAACAUGUUCCCGCAGUACAAGGAGAAGGGACUUACCAGCAUCCCUGGACAUCUGGUCAUGUUCACCUCGGAUCAGUGUCAUUACUCCGUGAAGUCCUGCGCGUCGGUCUGCGGUCUCGGCACCGACUACUGCAUCGCCGUGCCUUCUGACGAGCGCGGGCGCAUGAUCCCGGCCGAACUGGAGCGGCGCGUGCGCGAACAUAAGGACAAGGGAAACGUACCAUUCUUCGUGAACGCAACAUCAGGAACCACCGUGUUGGGCGCGUUCGACCCGCUGCCCGAGAUCGCUGACAUCUGCCAGAAGUACAACAUGUGGAUGCACGUCGAUGCUGCCUGGGGCGGAGGCCUGCUUUUCUCCAAGAAGUACCGUCACCCGCGUCUCACUGGCAUUGAGAGGGCUGACUCCGUGACCUGGAACCCGCACAAGCUGAUGGGCACCCUGCUGCAAUGCUCUACCGUGCACUUCAAGAUACCCGGCAUCCUGCUGAGCUGCAACGAGAUGGCGGCGGAGUACCUCUUCAUGACGGACAAGAUCUACGACCCUCGCUUCGACACCGGCGACAAGGUCAUCCAGUGCGGACGCCAUAACGACAUCUUCAAGCUGUGGCUGCAGUGGCGUGGAAAGGGUACGUCGGGCUUCGAGCGCCACAUGGACCGCCUGAUGGAGCUGACCGAGUACAUGGUGCGCCGCAUCCGCGAGCAGAGCGACAAGUUCCACCUCAUCCUGGAGCCCGAGCUGGUCAACGUCAGCUUCUGGUACCUCCCGCGCCAGCUGCGAGGAGUGCCGCAUGAUCAGAAGAAAGAGAUCCUGCUUGGAAAGGUAUGCGCCAAGCUGAAGGGCCGCAUGAUGCAGGCCGGCACCAUCAUGGUGGGCUACCAACCGGACGACCGCCGCCCCAACUUCUUCAGGAACAUCAUCAGCUCGGCCGCCGUCACAGAGAAGGACGUGGACUUCCUGCUGGCCGAGAUGGACCGGCUCGGGCACGACAUCGUUGUGGACUAAACUAAAC